UAAUUCUGGAGUUGGUAUUAUCUAUACUAACUUUGAUAUAAAUGAUAUAAAAAAUGUUGAAGAGGUCUUUUACAAAAUAGUGAAAUCUGUGCAGGCCAGAACCACUCAACCAUUUGGAAAUACCAAAUAUAGUUCUAGAUUUUUUGCUAGUAUUAGUUUCUGGUUCCUGGCUAAUUAUCAAGAAUAUAAAAUUAGAGUAUAG
Dentiscutata erythropus is the source of this 202-nucleotide messenger RNA. The record is from the annotation of a GenBank genome assembly. NCBI's taxonomy places the organism in Eukaryota, Fungi, Glomeromycota, Glomeromycetes, Diversisporales, Gigasporaceae.